CACCCCGCCGCCGAGCCGAAGCUCCCUCCGGCCUCCCUGCCCGGGCCUCGCGUGAUGUCGUGAUCCCUUGGCGGACGUGCGACCAGGCGGGCAGCGGCGGCGGCGGCUGCUGCUGCUGGGCGGCUGCUGCGGCUGCUGCUGCCGAUGGGGCUGCUCCGGAUUAUGCUGCCGCCCAAGUUGCAGCUGCUGGCCGUGCUGGCGUUCGGCGUGUCCGUCCUUUUCCUGGAGAACCAGAUCCAGAAGCUGGAGGAAUCCCGAGGGAAGCUUGAGAGGGCUAUUGCAAAACACGAAGUCCGAGAAAUUGAGCAGCGUCACACAAUAGAUGGCUUUCGGUCAGAUGUUGUUCUGGAUGAAGAUGAUGAUGUGGUGAUCAUUUAUAACCGAGUACCUAAAACUGCAAGCACGUCCUUUACAAACAUUGCAUACGAUCUUUGUGCACGGAACAAGUACCAUGUUCUGCAUAUCAACACAACCAAGAACAAUCCUGUGAUGUCUCUGCAAGAUCAAGUACGAUUUGUGAAGAAUGUAACUUCCUGGAAAGAAAUGAAGCCAGGGUUUUAUCAUGGACAUAUAUCCUUCCUGGAUUUUGCAAAAUUUGGUGUUAAAAAGAAACCAAUAUACAUCAAUGUCAUAAGAGAUCCUAUAGAGCGGCUGGUUUCCUAUUAUUACUUCCUGCGCUUUGGCGAUGAUUACAGGCCUGGACUCCGAAGACGAAAGCAAGGGGAUAAAAAAGUAAAAACAUUUGAUGAAUGUGUAGCAGCUGGAGGCUCAGAUUGUGCCCCUGAGAAACUCUGGCUUCAAAUUCCGUUCUUCUGUGGCCACAGCUCUGAGUGCUGGAAUGUGGGAAGCAGAUGGGCUUUGGAACAAGCCAAAUACAACUUGAUUAAUGAAUAUUUCCUAGUGGGAGUUACUGAAGAGCUUGAAGACUUUAUUAUGUUGCUGGAGGCAGCUUUGCCCCGCUUCUUCAGGGGUGCUACAGAACUAUAUCGCACAGGCAAGAAGUCUCAUCUUAGGAAGACAACAGAAAAGAAGCUCCCCACAAAAGAAACCAUUGCAAAGCUGCAGCAGUCUGAAAUAUGGAAAAUGGAGAAUGAGUUCUACGAAUUUGCACUGGAGCAAUUUCAGUUUGUCAGAGCACACGCCGUCCGGGAAAAAGAUGGAGAGUUGUACAUUCUGGCACAAAACUUUUUCUAUGAAAAGAUUUACCCUAAAUCGAACUAAGGAUGAUGCGUCUUUUUAGGCUAGGGACUAAACCUUUGGGCCACAUUCUUAUUUUCAGCCCCAACGUGUAGAUUGCUGAUGCACCAGCUGAGGCACCUCGGUCCUUGAGCUCAGUAAAAUGCAUUGGGGGUUCCUCAAAGAAGAUGGCUGCUGACCAGAUACGUUGGUAAUCCAAAAGUAUAAACUUCAGUUUAAUCUCAAAGAAGGCUGCUCUUCAACUCCUGCAGAAGCCUACAUACACAUUUACAGAAACUAACCACUUACCAAUUACGUUGCUGAAACGAUAAAGAUGAAAGGCUUCCCUUUACGCUCUUUUUGAUUCAUAGAACAGCUUAUUUUAGUUAACCUCCUGGGAAGAGGAAGCUGUUGGUUCCCUAGCUUCAACAUGGAGAUUUGGGUUGUAUACGUUUAUGAAUAAUGUUAAUAACCGGCUGACAUCUGUGCUUUGUUCUUGUGAAUUCAUAUCACAUGAAUCAUGUUCAAUCAUGUUCUGCUGAGAAAUGCUGCAGCUGGACUUGCCCAUGUUUUAUCAGUGUGGGGUUUUCAUUUUAAAGAGCUAAAUUGAUCAUCAGUGUGUUUGAAAAUUCGAAUUCCAUAGUGAUCUUGUCAGAACGCAGAAAACCAAGGCAGUGUUUCUUUAAUAUUCUCUGCACUUCCAACUAAUGUUGGGAAAACACCUCUUCAGAAGCUGGCUUUUGCCUGCACAUCAAUAUAAAACAAAUAGUGAAUUCUGUAUCCUUGUUCCAUAGAUUCUUUGUACUUUAAAGAACUACUGGUGAAUCCAUAUUAUGACUCAACUAGUGAGCUGUGGUAUGGUUAGGGGUUUCCUAUUUAGAUACUUUUACCUGUAGAAUAUUUUUACUAAGGUGCUUUAUAAUGUGUUUUAAAGCAUUGCAUUUGAAAAAAAAAAGGAAUAAAAUGCUGUAAAUAAUGCAUAUUUUAUGUAUUUGGGCCAAAAGGUUACGGAUAACUAGUUUCACACAUUUUUGCACCAGUUUUGCCGUAUGUGAAGUAGAAGCAUCCCACCUGCCGUUCAAAUUCCAGUUUUGAGUUAACUCUUGGACAUUGCUGAAAUGCACUUCAGUGACCUCAACAACUUUAAAUACACAGUGUGUCUGUCCAGGAGUCCCCUUUGCAAAAAAAGAGAAAGAAACACCCUCCUUAAUCUGCAUCCUUUUAUCAUGCUUAAAAGGAAAAGGGAAACGGAUGCCUGUGGCCUGGCCAAAAGAGAUACAAAGAAAUUGACGUCAAUGUGUUCAGAGCACUGCUUUAUGUUACUUCAGUAAAUGUGCAUUUGCCAUGA
This is a messenger RNA of Lacerta agilis (Sand lizard), 2524 nucleotides long. RefSeq names its product heparan sulfate 2-O-sulfotransferase 1 (gene HS2ST1). Gene Ontology annotation, cellular component: membrane. Gene Ontology annotation, molecular function: heparan sulfate 2-sulfotransferase activity. NCBI's taxonomy places the organism in Eukaryota, Metazoa, Chordata, Lepidosauria, Squamata, Lacertidae. The record is from RefSeq and is a predicted model, not a curated record. The transcript is spliced from 7 exons. Bases 145 to 1221 code for a protein of 358 amino acids.